CACCAAAUUGACAUAAUUGAUAGUUUAAGUUAAUUGAAUCGGAUAAUCAGCCAAACAUCAUUGUGAAACUUUAAAUCCGCAAUCGCUAGAUCAGCUGACUGUAACGCACCGUAACGUUUCUCUCUUCGCAUUCUUUUGUAAACAAAGAUCUCUAAACAAAAAUCGGAGACCGCUCAAUCGUGAAAUCGUGUCCCAGUAAAUUGCGUAUUAAAGCAAUUAGAAACAACGCGAUGCUUUCGUUUUUUCGCAAGAAAACCUCUGAUGAUCUGGCCACCAAACCACCGAUCAGUGUGAACCAGCGAAACACAAGUACGGGAGAAGUGGUGCCGGGCCCCACACUUCAACAGCUCGGGUAUCGAAACGUUAACGAUCUGAAAGAGACCAUCUACGAUUUCCUGCGUACGAUCCGAGAUCCGGAAAAGCCAAGCACACUCGAAGACCUGCACGUAGUCUAUGAGGAAGGCAUCUUCAUUACCGAGCCAGGGCCAGGACAAGCGUUCGUGGUGCGAAUUGAGUUUAACCCGACCGUUCCGCACUGCUCUUUGGCCACACUCAUCGGCCUGUGCAUCAGAAUCAAGGUGCAACGUAGCCUGAAUCAUCACGUAAAGCUGGACAUCUAUAUCAAGAAAGGCGCACAUGCAACGGAGGACGAAAUCAACAAACAGAUCAACGAUAAAGAACGAAUAGCGGCAGCGAUGGAGAAUCCCAACCUCAGACAAUUGGUAGAAAACUGCAUAAAAGAGGAAGAUUGAAAGACUGAAGUGGACGGACUGGACAGCGGAAUGUUUUUAUGCAAUUAAGAUCAUCCGGGUGCUGGCGGGUAUAUUUGCCGUUCAUUAGUAGUUAUGUGCUGUAAAAAUAUAUAGCCUUCGUUAAAACUUUCCAAAA
Messenger RNA from Anopheles darlingi, 888 nucleotides. It is a transcript of the gene galla-1, whose product is annotated as MIP18 family protein galla-1. The coding region runs from base 231 to 752 and encodes 173 amino acids. The record is from RefSeq and is a predicted model, not a curated record. The transcript has 2 exons. NCBI's taxonomy places the organism in Eukaryota, Metazoa, Arthropoda, Insecta, Diptera, Culicidae.